AUGACCAAAAUUCUCAUGCAUGCAUACACAUAUACAUAUGUAUUCCAGAAGGCCUAUGAUACGGUUGAUUGGAACUUCCUUAAGAAUAUUUUGCUGGGAUUUGGGUUUAGCGGUAAGAUGGUUGAUUGGAUCAUGGUUUGUGUCUCCACUGCUUCGUACUCCAUUUGUGUCAACGGUAAUGUGCACGGGUUUUUUCAAGGUAAUCGGGGUCUUCGCCAGGGAGAUCCGUUGUCCCCGUAUUUGUUCACUCUUGUGAUGGAGGUUCUCACGGGCAUUCUGCAUCACAUGGUCAGGAUUGAUUCGUCUUUUAAAUUUCAUAACAAAUGUGAGAAGCAGCAAAUUAUCAAUCUAUGUUUUGCAGACGAUUUGUUUCUUUUUGCUAGAGGGGAAAUUGCGUCAGCUAGAGGUAUUAUGAAUUCUCUCUCUAAAUUUUCUAAAAUGUCGGGGUUGGUGCCUAAUAUACAGAAAAGUACGGUGUUCUUCUGUAAUGUCCCGAGUUAUAUUACAAAUGCUAUUCUGAACAUUAUGCCGUUCAAGGAGGGAUCCUUGCCUGUGCGCUAUCUUGGUGUGCCUCUAAUUUCGUCAGGGCUUCUUUAUAAAGACUGUAGUGUUAUGAUGGAAAAGCUUGACAAACGUAUCAUGCAUUGGAGAAAUAAAUUACUCUCGUUUGCUGGCAGAUUGCAACUCAUUGUUUCCGUCUUGUCCUCUAUGCAUAUUUACUGGUCCUCUGUCUUCUUAUUGCCUUCACGGGUCACUCAUGAAUUGGAGGCGAAGAUGCGGAAUUUUCUUUGGGCCCAAGACUCUACGUUUCAAAAAGGUAAAGCGAAGGUUUCUUGGAAAGUAGUUUGUCUCCCUAAAUAUGAAGGCGGAUUGGGGAUUCGGCGAUUAGGAGAUGUUAAUAAAGCCCUCAUGACUAACCAUAUUUGGAGUAUUGUUACGAAAAGAAAAUCAUUGUGGGUGGAGUGGGUGCACAGUUACAGGUUAAAAGGUAAUAGUUUCUGGUUAUCUAAAAUUAUUUCCAAUAGUUGCUACUCGUGGAGAAAACUCCUUCAACUUAGACCGCAAAUGAGAGAUUUUUUCUGGUCGGAUGUUGGUGAUGGUACACGGACCUCGGCUUGGUUCGAUUAUUGGUGCGAUAUAGGGCCGCUCGGUAACUUUAUCUCCCAUAGAACCAUUACUAAUGCAGGAUUUCGAUUGGAGGACUCGGUGUCUGACAUUCAGUUAAAUGGAGAAUGGAAAUGGCCGGUUGCUUGGAGGGAUUUAUUCCCAGUCUUAAUUCAGCUAGAUCAAUUCCAAGUAACCCCGAACAAAAUUGACAGAAUCAUGUGGCGUGAUGGUAGUGAUCGGAAAGAUUUUUCGACUUCAUGUGUAUGGAAUACGAUUCGGUAUAAAGAAACGGAAGUAGCAUGGAGCACUAUUGUUUGGUUUACCCAAUGUAUCCCGCGGCACGUGUUUCUCAUGUGGCUGAUCAUGCGAGGUAAAUUACUUACGCAGGAUAAAAUUCUAAGCUGGGAUUUGUCUAGACGGAAAAAUAUGAACAUGAUGUGUUGCUUAUUGUGCUAUGCAAAUCAUGACUCCCAUAGUCAUUUGUUUUUUGAAUGUAACUACUCGGCUAAAGUUUGGGAUAUGGUGAAACGUAAGGUGGGUAUGGACUCGGUUCAACCUAAAUGGGCUGAUAUUGUGAAUUGGUUACUUGUUCGGUCCAAGUCUAAACUAGCCGCGGAUUAUGUUGCUAGAGUGGUGGUUGCGGCUACGGCUUAUGUUGUUUGGCAGGAACGCAAUGCUCGGAUCUUUAAAAAUCAACUAAGACCGCCAGAAACUGUUGGUGCUCACAUAAUACAGCUGGUUCGAUACAAGUUAAUGGGAGCAAGACUGAAGAAUACUGGUAAUGUUCGAAGACUAUUGAGCGAAUGGGAAGUCCAUGGCAAAGAGAUUUUGGACGAUGGGGGCUGA
Molecule: messenger RNA, 1953 nt
Organism: Helianthus annuus (common sunflower)
Lineage: Eukaryota; Viridiplantae; Streptophyta; Magnoliopsida; Asterales; Asteraceae
Exons: 1
Coding region: 1-1953 (650 amino acids)
Source: RefSeq, a predicted model, not a curated record